CAUAAAUUUCUCGUUACUUCACUUUCAUAGCGUUCAGACGUGCAAUUGGAUGUAAGAAGAUGGAUAAGAUUGCUAUGCUCAGUUACUUUCCUCCAAGGUAAGCAGCUUCAGAAUCUCUCGUCCUGUCUGCGCUCCCACAAAACCAAAAAACCACAGCACACUUCAAGCAUACAGAAGGCCAGAUUCUUGCAUGUGAAUGGCUUCUUUUCUACUUCCAGGCAUACUAAUGCUGUUGCUGUUCAUCUUCUUCUGCCCUCAACUAACCAUAUCACUAGAACAUAGCAGCAACUUCACAGAUCUCACAGCACUGCUGUCCUUCAAGAGCCACAUUCAAGAUCCCAACGGCAUUCUCGACAAGAGCUGGAACUCCAACACCUCCUUUUGCAGCUGGAUUGGAGUCUCCUGCAGCUCCCGACGACAGCGAGUGGUCGCGCUACGGCUCGAAGGACUCUCCCUUCAAGGCUCCAUCUCUCCUCAACUUGGAAACCUCUCCUUCAUGGCCGACCUCGACCUCGGCAACAAUUCUCUCACAGGGCCCAUCCCUGCUUCCCUCGGCCGCCUUCCCCGCCUCAAAUCCCUCAUUCUCGAGCACAACCAAUUAUCCGGACGCAUUCCUUCCACCGUAUUCAAUAUGUCCUCUCUAACUCAUCUCUCCUUUACCUCGAACAACCUUUCAGGUCCUCUCGUCGCAGAUCACAAUACUAACUUUACAAUUCCACUUCUCGAGUUCUUUUCUGUCGAGUCAAAUCAGCUGAAUGGAACAGUUCCUCCUGGCUUUCUUCAAUGCCAGAAUCUGCAACAGCUUUCUCUAUCUACCAACUAUUUCAGCGGAGGCAUACCGACAGAGCUCGCCAAGUUAAACAAACUCAGCAUUCUAUUCCUCGACACCAACUAUCUCAUCGGGUCGAUCCCGGCAUCUUUAGGCAACCUCACAUAUCUCACUCAGCUCGAUCUCCAUUCUAACCACUUACAAGGUGAGAUUCCCCCAGAAUUAGGCGACCUAUUAAAUCUCCAGUGGCUAUGGCUAGGAGGCAACAACCUAACAGGCGAACUACCGGCCUUUGUAUCAAACAUGUCCAUGAUCCGUGUUAUGGAUUUUUCAUCCAACAACCUUGCGAAAGUGCCGAUUGAAUUGGGGAAGAACCUUCCGUUCCUAACCACUAUUGGCCUCAGCUGGAACAAAGUGAGCGGCGGGCUCGACUUCAUCUACUCUUUAUCCAAUUGCAGGCAAUUGCAGAAUAUAGACCUCUCGCAUAACGAGCUGGAAGGCGUCAUUCCAGAUUCAAUUGCAAAUCUCAGUACGAGUGUCAUGAAGUUCGCUGUGAAUGGAAAUCGUAUCACAGGAGGGAUCCCUGCAGGAUUUAACAAUUUGAGCAACCUACUUUUCUUGAAUUUGCGCUACAACGAGCUGACAGGGACUAUACCGCCGGAGAUUGCUGAGAUAGGAGCGCUACAAGCGCUCUACCUAGGUUACAAUACAAUCUCAGGUUCGAUACCUCCCGAACUCGGACGGCUGAAGAGCUUGAGUGAGCUAAGCCUCGAGAACAAUGCACUAUCAGGAUCCAUACCUGACUCAAUUGGGAACAUUAGUUCCUUGCAGUUCCUAUGGCUUCGUGCCAAUAAAUUGUCGUCGAGUAUCCCCCGAAGCUUAUGGGGCCUUCCCGCACUCGUGGGGUUGUACCUCGCACAAAAUGCUCUCGAAGGUGUAAUUCAUCCGGAUGUGGAGAACAUGAUGGCCAUAACUCAGUUGGAUUUAUCCUCCAAUCGAUUGUCAGGUAGCAUCCCAGAUACUCUUGGACAGCUUCAAAUGCUCGCAGCUUUGGAUCUGUCUAACAACUUGUUCAAUUGCCUUAUGCCACAAUCUCUCGGUAAAUUGAUAAGCAUCGAAUAUUUGGACCUCUCACACAAUGAAUUUUCCGGGGCCAUACCAAAUUCCUUAGCUGAUCUCCGCCACCUUGCCACCUUGAACCUUUCUUUCAACAAGUUAGAGGGGCCGAUCCCAAGCGGUGGCGUGUUCUCCAAUAUUUCUUUCCAAUCUUUAAUGGGGAACGCGGCGUUGUGUGGAUUGUCAAAACUUGGGUUCUCGCCUUGCGUCAUCAAAUCUACUAAUUUUCAUUCAAGUGCUAAAUUACAUAAGCUCAAAAUCAUCCUCCCAACUAUUGCUUUGUCAAUAAUGCUCUUCUCUUGCUUUUUUAUCCUUUAUUGGCGAAAGGGCAGAAAGGUCGUUUCUUCCCCCAAGAUCCCACAUCUACAUGAAUAUAGCUUGAUUCCGUACCAUGAGCUUGCUCGUGCCACCGAUGGUUUCAGCGAGUCCAAUUUUCUGGGUACGGGAAGCUCUGGCUCAGUAUACCGAGGACGCCUAGAUGAUGGAUUGCUCGUUGCUGUAAAGGUGCUAGAUCUAGAAAAUAAAACGUCUCUGAGGAGCUUCGAAUCAGAAUGCCGUGCGCUGGGCAUGAUCAGGCACCGAAACCUGGUCAGAAUAAUCAGCACCUGCUCCAACUUAGACUUUAAGGCAUUAGUACUCCAGUACAUGCCCAAUGGGAGCCUCGAAAGAUGGCUAUAUUCUUCUCCUGAAUGCUGUUUGACACUUCUUCAGAGGAUAAACAUCGUAUUAGAUGUGGCGCUUGCGCUGGAGUACCUCCACCACCAGCUUGAUCAAGUUGUGGUGCAUUGUGAUGUAAAGCCUAGUAAUAUACUAUUAGACGAAGAAAUGAAUGCGCGUCUGAGCGACUUCGGCAUAGCAAAACUACUGGCCUCUGAUAGCAAAUCACUAGUGUCAGCAAGCAUAGCAGGCACCUUCGGGUACAUGCCCCCAGAGUACGGAACGACUGGAAGAGUUUCAAGGAGAGGAGAUGUCUACAGCUACGGGAUACUGCUGCUAGAAAUUUUUACAAGAAAAAAGCCCACAGAUCUGAUGUUUGCAGGGGAAUUAAACUUGCGACGUUGGGUAUUUGAUGCAUAUUCCACCAGACUAUUUGAUGUACUUGAUGCUAACCUCCUCGGAGAUCCGCUUGUUGGUGACGAAAGAACUCUGGAAGAUCACUCAGCAAGAAGUCGAUGCCUAUUGUCUAUUAUCGAACUAGCUUUACAAUGCUCAACAGAUUCACCGAAGGAACGGAUUUCAAUGAAGGACGCUGUCGCUAAAAUGCAGAAGAUAAAAAUGGAGUACUUGCGAAAGCUGCCCAACAAUUGAUGCGCGCUGUCGAGACUUCACCUGCUUCUUGUUUGCUUUUCUCCUUAAGGGAGAGUUCACUCUGCUUCUUUCAAGUAAUAACAAAACUAGGCAAUCUCAACAACCUAUUAUCCAAUGUGCAGUUGUAACUCAUCAAUGUAAUAGACUAAGCUGUUGGUAGACAAGUUGGUGUUCUAUUUGACAGUUAAUAAUUUUAAUUCUUAUAAUAAUUUUAACA
Molecule: messenger RNA, 3410 nt
Organism: Ananas comosus (pineapple)
Lineage: Eukaryota; Viridiplantae; Streptophyta; Magnoliopsida; Poales; Bromeliaceae
Product: putative receptor-like protein kinase At3g47110
Exons: 2
Coding region: 197-3193 (998 amino acids)
Biological process (GO): protein phosphorylation
Molecular function (GO): protein kinase activity; ATP binding; protein binding
Source: RefSeq, a predicted model, not a curated record